CGCACAGAUUCUAAUUUUUUUGCACAAAGUUGCAGCUGAAGAUGGGAGGAGAGAAGGAUCAACUUCAUGCAGUCCUUGGUUCGCCUGGAAAUGGAAAGUUAUUAUUUGAUUGGAUGUGGCAUAGCUUUACAAAUAGAAUACGGAUGGAGAGAGACACGAUGAAGAACUCAGGGAAAGAGAAAGCUCUGAGCCAAGGCAAACUCGAACUCUCUGAGGAAUGCUUCUCUCUCUAUCUUAAGUUUCUUCAAUUUUUUUGGGAACUGUGAGGAUUACUUUUGGUUCCAUGGAGCAUAAAUUCCUGGUUUGUCCAGCUUAGCACCACAGCAGAUGUGUGGCAACUGCUCCCUUCAUUGACUUUCAAUAAUGGACAUUUAGUUAAAUUAUCCAUUCACCCAGUGUAGUUUCAAGGCGGUUUUAUCUAACAUAGACCUCCCUGGUCCCUCGUGGAUCCUUGCUCCCCCAGUUGUUGGAGAAAGUUAGAGGAUGUCUCACCAGAUAUACCUAGAAAUGGGUAUUCACUUAUUUAGUUCAGGAGUUCUCAUUUGGGGUUGCAAGUUCUUUCUCAACUGCUACCGGACAGGCAAUCCUGUCAAAUUUAUAAACUUUGUUGUUUGUCAGAAUAUGUAAAACCACAAGGAGAUAAUAGACUUGUAAUUAAGUUUUAGACUACUGCAAUUGAAAUUAUAGAAUACAUGGAAAAUAGCAGGGUCGAGUAGUUGAACAGAUUCAAUUUGAUGGGUUAUUCACUAGAACAGUAUAUCCUUAAAACUUUGCUAUGUUAAAAAUUCAGUCUUUUGCAGAUUGAAACCUGGGAUCAUCACUACUUGUGUAAUAAUUUAUGGUUGCAGAUCCGUAAAACCUCUAUUUUGACUAUGGUGAACACACUCUUACUGGAAUAAUGGAAUAGCUUCUUUUGGGCAUUGGGAAAAUGAAAAGGAGAAAGGGAAAGCAAAGCUGGGUUCAACUGAACUAGGGGGAAGCUCUGGAUCAGCGGUGGAACAAAAUCUAGUAGGCAUUGGAGACGUCUCCCUGAAGCAUUUUUACCUAAGGUAAGCCUUUUAAUUUUCGAUUCAAUGGUUCUUUUCUUGUUAUUAGUUAGUUCAUUCAUUUUCUUAAUUAUUAAUUUAUUAUAUUAUAUAUGCCUUUAUGUAAUCUGCUUGCCACUAUAGUCACAGGGAGGCUUUUUCUAAGGUAUAACUCGUGCAUGAGUCCUUGCUUCUCCAGUCAUUGCCUGGCUGCAUAUUGUAAUAUAAACUUUUUCCAUAAAAAAUGUUUCAGCUUUUCAAGGUAUUCACCAUCCCUCAUUUUUAAUCUCUCCUUUAGAAAAGCUAGAAAAUGUGUAUAUCAGUAGACUCUCAUUCCUCAGGCUAGUGAAUUCAAGGAGAUAAAUGCGAGUUCUCAUUUGGGGGCAUAUAUGCUUUUCCCAGAUGUACUUGAUCUCUACUAUAUUCUAUAGUUACGGUGGAGGAAAAAAAAAGAAGAAAAACACCACUCGAUUUAUGAGCAGGAUGAUGCAUUUGUGCAUGCUUAUAUGAUAUGGUGACGGGUGAUUACCAACUGAAAGAGAUAUGAGCCAAACGGUUGUUAAUUACCUUCCCCACAUACUGCAAUGCUUGAAGAUGGUUCCUUGAAAGAAUAGGCAUUUAUGGCAGAAUACUAAGGAAGAAGAAGGAGAAGGGGGGGAGGUAAUGAGGGUCUCUUUCCUAGAAGAAUAAAACCUUUAAGCACACAUGAACAAAUAUAUGAAUAAAUAUAGUUAAGAGGGAGAUAGAGAGAAAUAAUGGGGAAGAGGCUCUUGUUUUUCCGUAAAAGCAAAAGUCGCCACUUGAAGAAAAUGGCAAGGCAACAACGAUCGUCACCACUUCCACUAUUGGGAGGAGGCUUAUCACCGCCACCACCAUUGAUUGAUGGUGAUAGGAAUGACAAUAAUGCUAAUAGUUUGAGUGUGGGAAUGGUGGGGAAAGGAAAGAAGAAGGUUGGAGCUGUGAAGCUGUGGAUGAGGUUUGAUAAGUUUGGGAAUUCAGAGAUAACGGAAUGUGACAAAAGCACCAUAAUUAAGCGUGCGGCAAUACCCUCGAGGGAUUUGAGGAUUCUCAGUUCUGUCUUCUCUCAAUCCUCCAAUAUUCUUGCCAGGGAAAAGGCCAUGGUUAUCCAGUUGGAGUUUAUCAGGGCUAUAGUUACUGCUGAUGAAGUCUUGAUUUUGGAUCCUCUCCGUCAAGAAGUUCUUCCAUUUGUUGAACGGCUAAGGCAACAACUUCCUCAUAAAAGCCUAACGAACAUCCAGGGAGCUGACCAUACAGAUGUGAAAAGUAAUGAAAUGCAUGUUUCAACUAGUGGAAAAUGGUUGCCAGUUCCAGAAGCUGUUGAAGGUUUGGAAUGUGAGCUUCCAUUUGAGUUUCAGGUUCUGGAGAUCGCAUUACAGCUUCUCUGUAUGCAAUUUGACUCCUGUGUAGCAGACCUGGAGAGAGAUGCUUAUCCCUCAUUGGAUGAGCUGGUAAAGAAUGUCAACACCAAUAAUCUUGAACGUGUGCGGAGUUUGAAAUCCAAUCUGACUCGUAUGCUUGCACGUGUUCAAAAGGUGAGGGAUGAAAUUGAACAUUUAUUGGAUGACAAUGAAGAUAUGGCAAAUUUAUAUUUGACAAGGAAAUUGAUUCGGAAUGAGCAAUCCGAGGCUUUGUUGGGAGCUACAGCAUCAAAUAGUAUUGCAACUGCUGCAAGUGUGGUGGCUGGGAGCAUCUCAGAUGAUAAUCAUGUAGAGGAUUUGGAGAUGCUGCUUGAGGCUUAUUUUAUGCAGCUGGAAGGAACACGAAACAAGAUAACGUCUGUUCGUGAAUAUAUAAAUGACACAGAAGACUAUGUCAACAUCCAACUCGACAACAAGCGAAAUGAACUCAUUCAAAUCCAGUUGAUCUUAACCUCUGCAAUGGUUCCUGUAUCAUUGGAAUUUGCAAUGUGCGGGGCACUUAGCAUGAACAUUCCUUGUGUAUGGUAUAAUGUAAAUGGGAUAUUUGGCUAUAUUGUUGGAGGUAUGGCAGCAGGAGGUUUUUUGAUUUUCCUGCUGAUUUUAGGAUACGCUAGGUGGAAGAAGCUGCUUGGUUCAUGAGUCUUGACUCAUUGUCAAUUACAGAUGUAUGUUUCAUGCCUGAAAGUCGCUGGACUAAGCUUAUUUGCAUAUACCAGUAAAAGAAGUCAUUUAGAAUGUAUAUAAAAAGAUAUCAGCAACUGAUUUGUAUCAAAUUGGCUUUGAAUUUAAUUUUGAGAGAAUACAAUGAUGUGUUCAUGGCAAUGAAACUAGUCAGCCUUCUCUUUCCUUUUUUUCC
This is a messenger RNA of Hevea brasiliensis (rubber tree), 3320 nucleotides long. Its product is annotated as magnesium transporter MRS2-4-like. Gene Ontology annotation, biological process: magnesium ion transport. The record is from RefSeq and is a predicted model, not a curated record. NCBI's taxonomy places the organism in Eukaryota, Viridiplantae, Streptophyta, Magnoliopsida, Malpighiales, Euphorbiaceae. Gene Ontology annotation, molecular function: magnesium ion transmembrane transporter activity. The transcript is spliced from 5 exons. Bases 1781 to 3103 code for a protein of 440 amino acids.